Messenger RNA from Ilex paraguariensis (yerba mate), 528 nucleotides. The record is from the annotation of a GenBank genome assembly. NCBI's taxonomy places the organism in Eukaryota, Viridiplantae, Streptophyta, Magnoliopsida, Aquifoliales, Aquifoliaceae.
CCCGAUCAACUACAAAACACACCAAUCUAACAUAACUUACAACAAACUAUAGGAUUUACUCAAUCCUAAAGAAAUACGAACAUGAGUAAAUAUAGAGCCAUGAGCGGCUCCAUAAUAUCAAUCAAUGGAGUGAAAGAAACGUUGGCAUCUCAAGGGCUGCUGGUAGAUGGUGGUGGAGACAGGAAAGGAAUGGAAGGGAAUGUCGUCGGAAUGGAAGGAAUCGAAGGGAUGGUGGGCAGGGAAGUGGCUGGCAGUGGAGGUAGCGACACCUUUGGAAUGGCGGGUAUGGUGGGCAGCGAGGGAAUCUGGGUGGCCGGCAGAGGCGGGAAUGUGGGCUUCGGCAAAGUCGGGGCUGUUGGGAUUGUUGGCAUUGCUGUCAAUGGAGGCAGUGAGGGCUUAGGCAGAGAUGGAAUUGGAAGCUUGACACUUGCACUCUAUCUGAAGCAACCGAAAAUGGGAAGUCACCAUAAGAAUUUGAGGGCAGAUUCAACUAGUUAUGACUUGCGAAUUGUACCCUUGGGAAAGUGA